AUGCUGUUCUCAGAUCUGUUUCCCGGUUUCCACAGCGGUGGACUUCCAGGAGUGCCUGAGGAUGUGCGAGCGGCUGUUUAUGCAGUGCAGAAGUGUGGUGAGCCCCACCUCUCGUCAUUUAACAGUAAAACAGUAAAGCCAAAAUGUUCCGUUCAUCAAAAUUAUAUUUCAGACAUUAUUACCUUCCUCCCCUCUGGUUUUUGUUCACACAAGGUCACCAGUGACAUCAGCGAUAAUAUUCAAACUCCAAAUAAGUUUACAGAGGAGAGUACGGGCACAUCACCUGUCAGUAAGGAUGAAGAGAUACCCAGGUAUAAAGGAUUUCUAAAACACAGUGAGGAGGAAGAGGAGGCAGUUGUCAAGGCCCCAGAGGUCAGCCAUGGUGACAGCAGCUUGACCUUUGGCUCGGUGAAGAGCAGGGGUCACACGCAGGUGUCUUCCGGAGAGAGGAGACGAAGCCACAGCCCUGAGAUCCUGCCCCCUCCCAAGAAGAGCGUGGAUCUGGACGAAGACGAGGAUGAAGGAGACUCCUUUUUCGAUGACCCCCUGCCCAGUCCAAAGAAGACAUAUGGCUGGAGGAAUCUCUCCAAGGCAGAUAAAAGCCGUUCAGAGGCCAGUCUCUCUGAAAAGGCCGGUAAUCACAGAGACCUCUCUGCUGUAAACAGUGACACGGAGGGCAGUGCGGACGACCCCUUCUCUGACAGCGAAAACGGGAGGAGAGCAGAUUUGGGGAGACCCUCAGGAAGCCCUUUCUCCUCUCUGUCCGACGCCCCCCUGCUGAAGAGCGGCCUGGGGUCCCUCUCUGGAGACCGACAGCUAAAGGAGCCUAACGAUAGGAGAACAGGUAACCACAGAGGUUUCGGGAGCUCGAGGCUGACGGGUGGCACCGAGGGAACGCCUCUAUCUGAUGAAGACAACGAUUAUGAUGAUGAUUUUCACAGCACCAGCCACCGAUCAGAUAGCUCGCUCCGGGAGUUGAGCAUCGGAGAGGAGGUCUCCAUCGAGGGCCCAGAUGGCAGUGAUAAGCUUGAUGACCUCACUCUGGACAUCAGCCUGUCCCAGCUCAGCCAGGGGGGAGACUACAUGGAAGAGGUGGCAUGAAGGAGCACGAGGCUCAGGCCGUCCUGCAGGAACGAACAGGGAGUCUGUGUGGAGUUUAUUUAAACGAAAGUGUGUAUGUGUGUACCUGCAAGCAAGGUGGACCCAUCAGAGAAGCACUGAAUGUAAAGCUGCACCUGCAGAACGCUGUCUGUGUUUCACACACAGCACAACUGUACGACAGGCUGGAGGAUUGUUAUUCACAGCAAAGACAGCUGGGUGCUGUUUCUAGUGAGCUGCAAAUGUUUAUCAUUCACAACUGCUGUUUAUGAAAUAUCUUUACAGGCACAACGUUUCUCCAGAGUCUGUACAAGUUUCAGCUAUUGUGAUGUGACGUUAUUCCUUUAAUUAUUUUAA
Megalops cyprinoides (Indo-Pacific tarpon) is the source of this 1455-nucleotide messenger RNA. RefSeq names its product centrosomal protein 43 (gene cep43). The record is from RefSeq and is a predicted model, not a curated record. The coding region runs from base 1 to 1101 and encodes 366 amino acids. The transcript is spliced from 12 exons. Lineage: Eukaryota; Metazoa; Chordata; Actinopteri; Elopiformes; Megalopidae.